Klebsormidium nitens is the source of this 1211-nucleotide messenger RNA. The record is from the annotation of a GenBank genome assembly. NCBI's taxonomy places the organism in Eukaryota, Viridiplantae, Streptophyta, Klebsormidiophyceae, Klebsormidiales, Klebsormidiaceae.
AUGUAUUCUUCUCAGCAUCGAGGGUCCCCAGAGCGUGUGCUCAAGCCGGAGAUCAAGCGCCAGGUGGCAGGCUACGUAUCCACGGCGCCCAUCUCUCCUACCGGGGGGCACCAUCAUUAUGACUACGCAUCCCCCCCCGGCUCUGCUGCCCAGAAGCUGGGCCACGUGGCUGAGCGCUUCUCCUCGUUUUACAACGACUUGGAGAGCGAGAAGCAGCACAGGCGCGAAACUGACGCCCAGCGACGCGCGGCCCUGACGGAGGCGGUCCAGAAGCUGGAGCGCAGUUUGGACGCGGAGAUCAAGCGGCGCGCGGAGGCGGACAAGGGCCUCCAAGCGAGCCUCGAGGCGGAGAUCAAGGCCGUGCACGAGAAGCUGGCGGGGCAAAUUCGCGAACAAAACCUGCAGCUCAAGGCGAGCAUCGACGCGCUCAGCCGCACGUUCGCGGAGCUGCACGGGCAGCUGCGCGAGGAGAAGGAGCAGCGGCGCGUCGACUUGGAGCACCUGACGCAGACGAUUGGCGCUAAAGUGGAGGAGGCGCACUCGGGGCUGGACGAUGAGCGCGUCGCGCGGCUCGAGCGCGAGGCGCAAACCCUGAAGCGCGUCGGCGAAGACGUCUUCCGCGUGCAGGAGAAGAUCGACGCUGAGCGCGCGACGCGCGAGGCCGCUCUGGAGAUGAUGCAACGCGAGGUGCGCGACUCGAUGUCCGCGCACAACGAGAGCGAGGAGAGCUUUCAGCACAUGGUUUUGGACGACAUCGCAACCCUGAAGAAUCAAAUGCUCGUCGAGAGGGAGGAGCGCAUGUCGGAGGACGAGCAGAUUGUGCAGGCGAUAAAUGACUACACAAAGGCGCUCCAAGACGGCCUCAGGAUAGUCAACAACUAGAGCGAUCAGAAUCCACAAGCGCGCUCAGCAUCUUGGACUUCGAGCAAAAAUCCGGCUCGAGAGCUGGUAGAAAGACCGAUAUUGAUUUAGACAGGACUGUUUGACUGGAGUUGAUACGUAUUAAACUAGAGGGAGGACUUCAAGAGUGGAUGGUUGUGACGCGCGCGUCAAAAGGCGGUAGAGAGGUUUUCGAUGGUUGGCGGAUGAGGACUGCCGGCGCCCGGUGUAAUAACGUAGGAUAAAUAACUUCCUAAAAUUAGCACAAUUGACCUAUUUGUACCCGCGUUGAGCAUCUUUAGAAACAAAAAGCUCGUCAUUUGACACCCGCG